Messenger RNA from Coregonus sp. 'balchen', 13529 nucleotides. Lineage: Eukaryota; Metazoa; Chordata; Actinopteri; Salmoniformes; Salmonidae. The record is from the annotation of a GenBank genome assembly.
AUGAAUGCUGACCUUUCUCCAACCUCCAUACAAGACAUUGAUGCCAAACAACAAAUACAGGUAACUACAUUGCCAGUUGGUAAGAAUGUAGCACUAGCAAGGUUGUGGCUGCAAUUGUUGUGUUUUUGGGGAUAAAAGGGUCUGUUUCCAGUUGAGGCUCGCAUCUACUACAAGACCAUGGUGCUUGCCUACGGAGCUGUGAGGGGGAACGUCUCCUCCUUACCUUCAGGCUCUGAUCAGACCCUACACCCAAACGAGGGCACUACGUUCAUCCACCUCUGGCCUGCUAGCCCCCCCUACCUCUAUGGAAGCACAGUUCCCGCUCAGCCCAGUCAAAGCUAUUUGCUGCUCUGGCACCCCAAUGGUGGAACAAGCUCCCCCCACGACGCCAGGACAGCGGAGUCACUCACCACCUUCCGGAGACACUUGAAACCCUACCUCUUUGAGGAAUACCUGGAAUAUUAUAAAGUAAUCCUUCUUCCCCCACCCCCCCCAUUUAAAAAAAAAAAGGUGGUUGUCCCACUGGCUAUCAUAAGUUGAAUGCACCAAUUUGUAAGUCUCUCUGGAUAAGAGCGUCUGCUAAAUGACGUAAAUGUAAAUGUCUGCUAACUGGCUCUACUUCCUGUCGUGCCCCACUUCACCAUGUCUGUCUGUCUAUAUAGAAGGAACAAGCAUUGUUCAAGUAAUACCUUAGCAUUACAUUGAUUCAAACCAGAAGAACACAAAUAACUACAGUGGCUUGCGAAAGUAUUCACCCACCUUGGCAUUUUCAAAAAAAAAAUUUGCCUUACAACCUGGAAUUAAAGUGGAUUUUGGGGGAGUUUGUAUCAUUAGAUUUACACAACAUGCCAACCACUUUGAAGAUGCAAAUAUAUGUUUUAUUGUGAAACAAACAAGAAAUAAGACAAAAACGGAAAACUUUAGCGUGCAUAACUAUUCCCCCCCCCCCCCAAAGUCAAUACUUUGUAGAGUGACCUUUUGCAGCAAUUACAGCUGCAAGUCUCUUGGGGUAUGCCUCUAUAAGCUUGGAACAUCUAGCCACUGGGACUUUUGCCCAUUCUUCAAGGCAAAACUGCUCCAGCUCCAUUAAAUUGGAUGGGUUCCGCUGGUGUACAGCAAUCUUUAAGUCAUACCACAGAUUUUCAAUUGGAUUGAGGUCUGGGCUUUGACUAGGCCAUUCCAAGACAUUUAAAUGUUUCCCCUUAAACCACUCAAGUGUUGCUUUAGCAGUAUGCUUAGAGUCAUUGUCCUGCAGGAAGGUGAACCUCUGUCCCAGUCUCGAAUCUCUGGAAGACUGAAACAGGUUUCCCUCAAGAAUUUCCCUGUAUUUAGUGCCAUCCAUCAUUCCUUCAAUUCUGACUAGUUUCCCAUGAAAAACAUGGUGUUCUCGGGGUGAUGAGAGGUGUUGGGUUUGCGCCAGACAUAGCGUUUUCCUUGAUGGCCAAAAAGCUCAAUUUUAGUCUCAUCUGACCAGAGUACCUUCUUCCAUAUGUUUGGGGAGUCGCCCACAUGGCUUUUGGCGAACACCAAACAUGUUUGCUUAUUUUAUUCUUUAAGCAAUGGCUUUUUUUCUGGCCACUCUUCCGUAAAGCCCAGCUCUGUGGAGUGUACGGCUUAAAGUGGUCCUAUGGACAGAUACUCCAAUCUCCGCUGUGGAGCUUUGCAGCUCCUUCAGGGUUAUCUUUGGUCUCUUUGUUGCCUCUCUGAUUAAUGCCCUCCUCGCCUGGUCUGUGAGUUUUGGUGAGCGGCCCUCUCUUGGCAGUUUUGUUGUGGUACCAUAUUCUUUCCAUUUUUAAUAAUUGAUUUAAUGGUGCUCCGUGGGAUGUUCAAAGUUUCUGAUAUUUUUUUAUAACCCAACCCUGAUCUGUACUUCUCCACAACUUUGUCUCUGACCUGUGUGGAGAGCUCCUUAGUCUUCAUGGUGCGCUUACUUGGUGGUGCCCCUUGCUUAGUGGUGUUGCAGACUCUGGGGCCUUUCAGAACAGGUGUAUAUAUACUGAGAUCAUGUGACAGAUCAUGUGACACUUAGGUUGCACACAGGUGGACUUUAUUUAACUAAUUAUGUGACUUCUGAAGGUAAUUGGUUGCACCAGAUCUUAUUUAGGGGCUUCGUAGCGAAGGGGGUGAAUACAUAUGCACGUACCACUUUUCCGUUAUUUAUUAUUUAGAUUUCAGUUCACCAAUUUGAACUAUUUUGUGUAUGUCCAUUACAUUAAAUCCAAAUAAAAAUCCAUUUAAAUUACAGGUUGUAAUGCAACAAAAUAGGAAAAACACCAAGGGGGAUUAAUAAUUUUGCAAGGCACUGUACAUGUCCUGACCCACUGCUCAUCCGUUCUGUGUCUGUCUAGGUCUGUCAGAAGGUGUCAAGGACCACUAUGUGGAGGAGGCAGAAGCUAGUGCGUACGAGGCAGGAAGGACAGACGAGUCGUUUCUCAUUCAGAAACCUGCCACCCGAGCCAAAUUAGAGGCACGCGCAGAUUCGCUUCAGGUACCUCAUGCACGUGCACACACAGAGACACACACACCCCCACACACACACUGACACACACACAAACCCACACACACACACACACACACAUACACACACAGAGACACACACACACACACACACAACACACACACACACACAGAGACACACAAUAACCAGAAUGACAUUGCACCAAUCUUUUCCAAUGUCUCACAGUUACGCAGCUUUAUGAAUGUGUUAUGAAUGCCUUUUGUAGGAACCCUUAUCAGUAUUACUGAUAAACACAUAUUUCCGUAGGGGACCAACCCCGGGCAGCCCUCUGGCCUGCUGUUCAGAGAUGGGAAGAAGCGUAUCGAUUACAUCCUGGUCUAUAAGAAGUCCAGUCCUCUGGUGGAGAAGAGAGUCACCUUCGAGAGGAACCUGAGAGCUGAGGGGCUGAUGCUGGAGAAAGAGGUAGGGUAGGCCUACAUACUCUAAUAUACUAAAGUAUACAGUAAAUACCAGUGUUGUAGUACGUCUCGAGUCCGGUCUCCGAACCACAUAUUGAGUGUCUCUGUGUCGGAUACAUUUGUACUCGGUCUUGACUCGGUCUCGGACAGUGAGGACUGUCGUAAUUCCUUCCCGAGACCAGAGGAGUAAAAAAAAAACCUCAUAAUUAUCAGCUCCCAUUCAGUCAGCGUAUAAAUUUGCUUCGCCAGGCCAAAUAUAUACACUCCUUUCUUGAAACAUGAAUACAGUAUCUUAACAGCCUUUAUAUCUAUUAUAGAUAUAUGUUUGCCCAGUGGCGAACCUAUAGGCCUUCAGUGUGUGACAGGUUCGUGAUUCUGAAAGGACAGCAACCGUAACCGUAAUACCAGCGCACUCAUGUAGGAGAGUGCACUUUUUGUAAAACACAAAGGGCCAGUGGUGUAGCGGAGGGUAUACUCAGGUAUAAACCGUAUACCCACUUCUUAAUCCCUACUAAUGUGUAUCUAAGUAGAGUAGUGGAGGUUUACGAUUUAUCAAUUAUACAAUCGAGAAAUCAUGCACAAAGUAGCUUACACAAUCGCAAAGCACGUGAAAUAUAUUCACACACAUAGCCUAGUUUCAGCGGAAUAUCAUCUGCAGGCAGCAAGAGUGUGCAGUUCUCAACUGGUUUUGGCGCAGCUCACAGAAGAAUGACAUCGGUAGCCGGUAGGGUAGGAAAGACGUUUCAACUUAUGAUAUCUACCAGGAAAUGCUAACUAAGGCAAUAAUGGGUAUGCAAACCAGGUAUUGAAAAAGUUUAGUCCAAAGUGUUGGUUAGUAGGCUAUUUGUGAUGCGCAAUUGUCAUCAUGAGCUGUUUUCAACAGGGGCGUAGACAUGGAUGGGCCUGGGUGGACAGAGGCCCACCCACUGGGGAGCCAGGCCCUGACAGGCCCACCCACUGGGGAGCCGGGCCCUGACAGGCCCACCCACUGGGGAGCCGGGCCCUGACAGGCCCACCCACUGGGGAGCCGGGCCCUGACAGGCCCACCCACUGGGGAGCCAGGCCCUGACAGGCCCACCCACUGGGGAGCCGGGCCCUGACACCCAAUCAGAUUGAUGUAGUUUAAGCAUUGUUGUGGACCAUCACAUUUUUGUAUAUUUUUCUAUUUUAAAUAAAGUGUGAUUUCGAGAGUGAAAAUCUGAUACAUCUAUAGGAAAACUAAUUUUUAAAAACAUAGGAUUUUUCACACAGGGUGCCUUUCCGUCACUGGGUGGGCUGUUUGGGAACUUUUAGGCAACAUUUGAGUUAACCCACUUCUCCAGGCACCACUACACCACUGGAUAGGGCCGAUGGAAAGACAGCAGUCACACAGCAUGAUGUUAAAGGAUAAGCAGUCACACAGCAUGAUGUUAAAGGAUAAGCAGUCACACAGCAUGAUGUUAAAGGAUAAGCAGUCACACAGCAUGAUGUUAAAGGAUAAGCAGUCACACAGCAUGAUGUUAAAGGAUAAGCAGUCACACAGCAUGAUGUUAAAGGAUAAACAGUCACACAGCAUGAUGUUAAAGGAUAAGCAGUCACACAGCAUGAUGUUAAAGGAUAAGCAGUCCAUCAACUCGUACAUAAUAAGCCAGUAGGUCCCAAUCAGAAGAAUACAAAAACACGACCAUUAAGCAUUUACCAAUCGAAAUGUACAACUAUUACUUCCCAUUGCAAAAAACAUUUCACGUAUAGCACAAAGUAACCUGAGACCUAAAGUUUAAAGUGGAACUGACAGCGUUUUAACUACUUUGCAGAUAUGAAACAAACAGACAAUCAUAAUAUCAGUCAAAAAUAACAAAUCUCCAGUUUAUGCUACAAAACCAACUUUAUAAGAUGUUUUAAAAAUAGGUUCUAUUUGACUCAACAUUCCAUGACGUACACUAAGGCAUUGUUGGCAGAAUAGAUGGAUGCAGUUCAAUGCAUGAUUCAUAUAAUUCACCAAUACAUUUCUUGGUAGUCCCAAACAGAUUGCUAUCAGGUUGUAAAUCACAGCUGGCCUGGUACAUUGUUUGCUGCCUCCAUUCGGGAAACACUGUUUCAGUUUCCAUGACUCAAUAUUCUGGACAAAAACGGACAAAUGUAACUAAGGCUGGGAAUGUCAAUACAUUCAAACUAGCAAGGGCAAUGAUCACAAGUCAGUCAUAACGUGGCUAAUAGGUUAGCGUAUCUAUUUAUGUAGCAAGCUAAAAACACAGAGCCUAACGUUAGCUAGAUAGCUAGCUGCUAGGAGGAUGUCAUGCCAUUGGAGGAGUGGGUGAGUGACUGACUUUUUCCCCUCAUAUCGUUUUUCGGUGGCUAUACACAGCUAGAGAUGCAGGUGUCAUUUGGUUAGCUAGCAAGAACUUGAACGACUGUUAUCCAGUUAGCAUAUCUCUUGCGUUCGCAAAUUCACUCUGGCUAUCUACUCCGAUUUCAGAGCACUCUCAUCUGAGUGUGCCAGAGCGCAGAAUAACUGAUGUAUUUACGAACACGCAACAUGACCGGUAUCACUAAAGUAGAUAAAAAAAGUACUAUUUAGUCACCAACGCUCUAGAUAACAUGUAAACAGCCUAACCAGCUCUGCUACGCCGAGUAAAAUGGUCAGAGUGAGGUGUUCUCUCAUUUGUGUCUGGAAGUAGCCAGCAAGCUAGCCAACUUUAGCUAGCUUGGGUGCUUGGUUGGGACAAACAUGCAUUGGCAGGCAAGCUGCUGAAGGACGAGGAGGCUACAUUUACCCAUCGUUUAUCAGUGCAAUUUUGACGGCCAACUAGCUGAAAAAGUUUGAGAGGGUUUAUCUAAUGUUCCUUCAUUAGAUUUUAGCUCAUCUUGCUCUGGCUAGCGUUAGUUGUUGUUGUUGUUGUUGUUGUUGUUGAUGUGCAUAAAUGAGGGAGACAGAGCCUACCUUUUCAUGGUUGUUUGAACAAUAGGAAUGUGAAGUUCCCAAAUGUGACCGACCGCCUUGAAUCGGUCUUAUGUAGCAACAUUUGAAAUUGUGUUUUUUUUACAUUGGAUAAAAGUUGAGACUCAGAGCUACAAAAUGGUAUAUCAUACACUGCAUUUGAGGAACAAUUGGAAAGUAAUUCUGCUUUGAAAGUUGAUAAACUUGUAACCCCACUUUUUGAGAAAAUGGCCGAUGAAUGUUUUUGCUACUGGAUAGCUUUUCUUUGUCUACACCCAUUCAGCAUUAUUCACACCCUCUUAAGCCUUAGCCCCACCCAUCUCUUUAAGGAUUCACGUGUGAGGUCAUGUGCUAAAGGUCAUGUAGUGUGGUAAAGAUUAAGUCUAAAAGUGGUAAAAGUAGUAGCCGACAAUAAGGAAACAUUUCAGGUAAACAGAAAGUGUCCAAGAUAAAAAUAUUUUUAUAAAUAUUAGAUGACGCUUACCCAGACACACUUGUCUAAAUUGAUGGGUCAUGUGAAAGAAAUGCUAUAACCCCCAGCCACAUCUUGCUAAGUGGAUGGGUCUCUACAGAAGGUGUAAACAGUACAGCGAAAUGGUUACUUGCAUAGUAGCAAUAUCAAAAAUAGAUAGUGUCAAUAUAAAGAAAAAAAUAACAAGUGUCAAUGCCAGUAGAGAAAAAACCAAAUAAUAUACAGUAUGUACAAGAACAAUAUCAGUGAUACUGGUGAUAGAUGAGGUAGUUAUAUGCAUACAAUCAGGGGUAAAAUGGCUGAGCAGCAGGAUAAAAAAUAAAAUUGUAGCAGCAACGUAUGGCGUGUGUGUGUUAGGAGAGACUCAUGUGAAUGUCCAUAGAGGCACUGCAGAUAGUAUGAAAAUGUAUGCACUCACUAACUGUAAGUCGCUCUGGAUAAGAGCGUCUGCUAAAUGACUAAAAUGUAAAAUAGUGCUGAUGACUGGGAACUCGCCCCCAGUGGUGAACUGGUCCGUCCGAACCACGCGUGAACAAGGGAAUCUAUAUUCGGAGAGCCUGUUUCUGUCCUGCCCUUGACUUUGGUGCAGGGCAUGUGAUGUCCAUAGCCUCUUCGUUGCAAAACUCCCUGAUCUUCUCAAAAAGAUAAGUUUGUCUAGCUGUGUCCAGUCCAGGUGGUGCUUGUAUAGGCAGACCAUCUAUGGGAGGAAGGAUGUCAGCGUUGCGCAGCAGCUGAAACCUGGUCCCGACUGAGUCAGAACGCUCAGACCAUCUAUGGGAGGAAGGAUGUCAGCGUUGCGCAGCAGCUGAAACCUGGUCCCGACUGAGUCAGAACGCUCAGACCAUCUAUGGGAGGAAGGAUGUCAGCGUUGCGCAGCAGCUGAAACCUGGUCCCGACUGAGUCAGAACGCUCAGACCAUCUAUGGGAGGAAGGAUGUCAGCGUUGCGCAGCAGCUGAAACCUGGUCCCGACUGAGUCAGAACGCUCAGACCAUCUAUGGGAGGAAGGAUGUCAGCGUUGUAGAGCAGCUGAAACCUGGUCCCGACUGAGUCAGAACGCUCAGACCAUCUAUGGGAGGAAGGAUGUCAGCGUUGCGCAGCAGCUGAAACCUGGUCCCGACUGAGUCAGAACGCUCAGACCAUCUAUGGGAGGAAGGAUGUCAGCGUUGUAGAGCAGCUGAAACCUGGUCCCGACUGAGUCAGAACGCUCAGACCAUCUAUGGGAGGAAGGAUGUCAGCGUUGCGCAGCAGCUGAAACCUGUCCCGACUGAGUCAGAACGCUCAGACCAUCUAUGGGAGGAAGGAUGUCAGCGUUGCGCAGCAGCUGAAACCUGGUCCCGACUGAGUCAGAACGCUCAGACCAUCUAUGGGAGGAAGGAUGUCAGCGUUGUAGAGCAGCUGAAACCUGGUCCCGACUGAGUCAGAACGCUCAGACCAUCUAUGGGAGGAAGGAUGUCAGCGUUGUAGAGCAGCUGAAACCUGGUCCCGACUGAGUCAGAACGCUCAGACCAUCUAUGGGAGGAAGGAUGUCAGCGUUGCGCAGCAGCUGAAACCUGGUCCCGACUGAGUCAGAACGCUCAGACCAUCUAUGGGAGGAAGGAUGUCAGCGUUGUAGAGCAGCUGAAACCUGGUCCCGACUGAGUCAGAACGCUCAGACCAUCUAUGGGAGGAAGGAUGUCAGCGUUGUAGAGCACCUGAAACCUGGUCCCGACUGAGUAAGAACGCUCAGACCAUCUAUGGGAGGAAGGAUGUCAGCGUUGUAGAGCAGCUGAAACCUGGUCCCGACUGAGUCAGAACGCUCAGACCAUCUAUGGGAGGAAGGAUGUCAGCGUUGUAGAGCAGCUGAAACCUGGUCCCGACUGAGUCAGAACGCUCAGACCAUCUAUGGGAGGAAGGAUGUCAGCGUUGCGCAGCAGCUGAAACCUGGUCCCGACUGAGUCCAAACGCUCCUUGGCGACAACAACACCAGGCUCCAGAGCAUCAAAGCUGUAAAACAGGAAAUAACCAAAUAAAUUUGAGAAGACAUUACAACCUCGCAUAACAUCAAUUCACCUCCCAAGUUUAGAUAAGAAGAAUAACCUCAUACAAUGCAAUGAAAAUUAUAUUCACCUGAAGUGCUGGUACUGCUUGAUCUGUGGCAGCGGCCUGAAGUACGGAGUCAUGUGUUGUUGCCAGCCAUCGCUUUCCACCAGCACCGUACCAUCCUCCAGUCCAACCAGCUGUGGGAUGUUGACCCCUGUCACGGUGCUGUCCUUCACAACACCAGCAAUCUCGGACAAAGUGUUCACUCUGGUCUUUCUGAAGCACCGCUUGAUGAGGCCGAAGCACCAGUCGGGGUAAAACUUGGUGUGGCCUGUGAUCAGGAAGUGAAGGUCCAGACUGUGGUGUGGCCUGUGAUCAGGAAGUGAAGGUCCAGACUGUGGUGGAGCUGGUCUGACAGGGCACAAUACCAGAGCACAACUUGUUCUUGUUUUGGCUGCUGCAGUUGAUCACAAUUCAGGUCCACACGUGUUUCCCCGACUCUGUAGUUGGUGAAGAAAUGGUGCAUGUAGUUGAUGACUGCGCUGCUGCCUUUGCUGGAUGACAUGCAUUCAUCAAUCAAGUAGUUGACUUGUUGACUGGUGGGGGAGAGUCAGGCGUGGUCUACUGAUGCUGAAAGACAAAUUCCAGACACAAAUAUUUUAGCAUUAUUAUACAAUAGAUUGCCGUAAUCACCGUCAGACACACCUGGCUAAUUUGAUGGGUCAUGUAAUCAUCUGGCAAAGUCAAGUCUUUUGUUUAGACAUGUAGCUAGCUAGCUAAACAAACAUAACCAUAAUACCAAUCCAGAGAGUACUAGCAAUACAAACAGAUUGUCAUAGCUAGCUAAAGUUAACCAAAUAGGUGCAAUGUUAGCUAGUUAGCUAGCUAACAUUAGGCUAUAACUAGCAAUGCAAAUUGAUUUUAAAAAAACGCUUCACGGCAGACUGCAGCCCCUUUCAUUAAAUAAGACGUCCUGUGUCGUUUCCGUUUUUGGUUUGUACAGCUUGCUUGGCCCGUUCUGUCGAGUCACUCUGGUUCACACUGACCGUGUGCAAUGCCAUAAGAAUCAUCAGAUCUUUCUCCCCUCUCUGUCACGGAUGCCAUGGUUGCCCUUAGUUUGAAGAUGUAAUCCGGAGACAGGUGUUUUAUACAACAGCUUUCUGUGUUCUCUUUUCGACUCCCUCCGCAUUUGCAAUCAAACGCCAGAAUUGUAUUAAUUAAUCUCCUUAUCAUACUCCGCUUCUACCAGACUUUCCACUGAUUUCAAAACUCGGUCAACUUCUUCAGUGACAACAACACUGUUGAUCGCCGUUUCUUCCCCAUCACUGUCAUCAGAAGACUAUACAAUGUCUUCUUCAAUUAAAAUGUUUUUACCCAAAUCAGGGAUUUCCUCAUCGUCUGAUUCAUUAUCAGAGUCAGAAAGAGUCAGCAUGGUACCGGCGUCCUCCUGAAAGUAGUCCAUCACAACCUUUUCCCACCGGCCAAUGCGAAAUUCAUCUCUCGGCAUGUCCAGCCCAUUCAUUAUCUCAGCCAAUCAUGGCUAGCGGGAAGGUUCCCAGUCUUUUCCUGUGGCUAAAACCAACUAGGCUCGUAAUUUAACAAUAUUAUUCAUAUUUACAGAUGGCAUACAAGUUUGUUAUUAAGGCACAUUCAUGUUCAAAUGUUCCAGAAGGCAUUUCUGCCAAAAAACACAUUUUGAUACAAGAAUAAAAAAAAAACAGUUCCAAUGCUUCUCCUGUGAAGUCGUGACUUGCGACAUAUGCCUAGUUUCCUGAAACGAGUCACAAAUGUAAGAGGACACCCCGUGGUGUUUUACAUAUUUGCAGAAAUCCAUUCAGGUGUAUUUUGUGGCUUUUGACAAAUGCCUUCUAAUGAUCUAACGUAGCGCUGUUGCAACUGCCUGUAAACACACAGUCCAGGUCAAAGUGAAUGAUGGCAGGCUCAUGUGGCAAAUGGUUUGUUUGUAUAGAGGUCUACUGUAGCUCUGAUUGGCUAUAGCGCACCGGUCUGUGUAGACUCCGGUCCUAGAGUUCGGUUUUAUUUACUGCAGUGUCUAUUAAUUGUCCAAACGCACGGCUGCUUUCCCACUCUAUAUUGAUAUAGAGUUUUCACAAAUGCCUUAAUAUACAUAAUUCCCAAACAUUAUAAGAAUUUAUGAAAACGGGAAAAAUGACCAUAUCUAAGUGGUCGCUUGUCAGAAAAUGUUUUUAAAAAGUGUCAUAUUCUUCCUGGGGGUGUAUAUGAACAGAUUUUAAUAAGAUUUCAUGUUGCUAAAAUGCUGUCAGUUCCACUUUAAAUACAACAAUGUUUCUCACACAAAAAAUUAUUUUCAAAGAGAUGGCUAACAACAGCAAGCGCACUGCAAUAAAAACCACAGUUCCACUCACCACAUGAUGAUCAUUUGAAAGUUAUUCUUGAAAAGGGAGAAGCUAACAAAUUAGCAACAACAUCCUCUUUGAUAACACCUGCUGCAGCCGCUGCAAACUAGCCGACAACAAAAGCUAGCUAGCUAGACCGCGGGAAAACUACUGCUCGCUAUUGUGCAGUGACCUGUUGGCCUUCAAGAAGGCAGAAGUUUCCAUACGUUUUUGUAAAAAACGGUCCCACCCAUUAAGUCAAAAUGUGGUUGAUUCCACUGUCACUCCAACAUUUUGCCCUUACAUUUUUAGUCAUUUAGCAGACGCUCUUAUCCAGAGCGACUUACAGGAGCAAUUAGGGUUAAGUGCCUUGCUCAAGGGCACAUCGACAGAUUUUUCACCUAGUUGGCUCGGGGAUUAGAACCAGCGACCUUUCGGUUAUUGGCACAACACUCUUACCCACUAAGCUACCUGCCCUAAUACAGCUUAAUGGCAUAUGCCUUUAUCUAGCUUCUGAUGGCUGAGCCAAUGGCUGACUUAGCUAGCUAGAUUUAUCUCCCCAGAGACAGCAAAGGAAAAUCCUGAUUGGAUCUUUUUUUCUCUUCCGCGUUAACCCUUUCCUUUCAAACAAAAACGGAAUACUACUGUAUACUACAACUACAUUAAUAUAGUACAUUACUACUGUAUAAUACAACUACAUUAAUAUAGUACAUACUCUACUACUGUAUACUACAACUACAUUAAUAUAGUACAUACUUUACUACUGUAUACUACAACUACAUUAAUAUAGUAAAUACUCUACUACUAUAAAUUUAGCUAUUUGGUAAAUGAUAAAAAGAGAUUUGACACUCGUGACUAUAUUCUCAAAUAUUGUCAUCAGAUUGUCAGAUACUAGUUUUUGUCAAAAGCUAAUUUCUAGUUUUGUGCCCUCUAAAGCCGUCUCUGACCAACACCGACAUAAUGUUUGUGAAGAUCCAUGCUCCGUGGGACACGCUUUGUAAAUACGCUGAGCAGAUGAACAUCAGGAUGCCAUUCAGGUAACACUUCAUAUGAAUACCCUCUUCAUAAUGCAUUAUAAACGCAUCUAUAACACCUUAUGAGCUAUACAUAAUGCAUUAUAAUGCACGACACAAGUGUUAAUAACUGGCUUAAUCCGUUGGAUUCUUAGACCCCCAUCCCACAAUGAUCUAAUUUAUUGUUAUAUAUCUUUCAGAAAAAAAAGUUACUUUACAGAUUGGAAGAGCAAAGCUAUGGGCGGGUAAGUGGACUUUCAGUGUGAUUGUAAAGUUCAGGCACAGUGUGCUGCUGAGCUGAAUUGCUGAGCACUGCAGAGCACUACUAAUGAAAUACACUAUCAGGAGCAUUCAGCAUAGCUGGAGUGACUCUGUUGUCUCAAGAUGAGAGAUCUAGCUGUUAUUUCAAUCGGCCAUCAGGGAGUUAGAUGAUCUAGCUGUAAAGAUGCAGCCAUCAUCGGCCAUCAGGGAGUUAGAUGACUUAGCUGUAAGAUGCAGCCAUCAUCGGCCAUCAGGGAGUUAGAUGAUCUAGCUGUAAAAUGCAGCCAUCAUCGGCCAUCAGGGAGUUAGAUGAUCUAGCUGGAAGAUGCAGCCAUCAUCGGCCAUCAGGGAGUUAGAUGAUUAGCUGUAAGAUGCAGCCAUCAUCGGCCAUCAGGGAGUUAGAUGAUCUAGCUGUAAGAUGCAGCCAUCAUCGCCAUCAGGGAGUUAGAUGACUAGCUGUAAGAUGCAGCCAUCAUCGGCCAUCAGGGAGUUAGAUGAUCUAGCUGUAAGAUGCAGCCAUCAUCGGCCAUCAGGGAGUUAGAUGAUCUAGCUGUAAGAUGCAGCCAUCAUCGGCCAUCAGGGAGUUAGAUGAUCUAGCUGUAAGAUGCAGCCAUCAUCGGCCAUCAGGGAGUUAGAUGAUCUAGCUGUAAGAUGCAGCCAUCAUCGGCCAUCAGGGAGUUAGAUGAUCUAGCUGUAAGAUGCAGCCAUCAUCGGCCAUCAGGGAGUUAGAUGAUCUAGCUGUAAGAUGCAGCCAUCAUCGGCCAUCGGGAGUUAGAUGAUCUAGCUGUAAGAUGCAGCCAUCAUCGGCCAUCAGGGGAGUUAGAUGAUCUAGCUGUAAGAUGCAGCCAUCAUCGGCCAUCAGGGAGUUAGAUGAUCUAGCUGUAAGAUGCAGCCAUCAUCGGCCAUCUGGGAGUUAGAUGAUCUAGCUGUAAGAUGCAGCCAUCAUCGGCCAUCGGGGAGUUAGAUGGAAGAGGUUAACUGUCAAUUGAUCACAGAGGGUGAAUGUGUCAAACUGUCAUUUAGCUCUACCCCAGAGGACUUAAUUCAGGAUUUUAUUAAUUAAUUCAGGAUUAGUUUAUCCUGCUAUUUAAACCUGUUCUGUUCUGUGUGUGUGUGUGUGUGUGUGUGUGUGUGUGUAAGAAUGUGCGAUCUAAGCUCUUUUAAACCCAAUAAGUCACCCUGAAUAAAGUAAAGUGUCAGCAAAACAAACGAAUAAUAAUAAUACAGUCUCCUGAUGGAGAAGUUUAGGAAGGUUUAGAAAGACCAUUGUAAUUAUAAGACUAUAACAUACUGUAUGUGUAGAAAGGAUCAACAGUAAUGUCAUUGUGACACUAAUGUGAGAGAGUUUAGUCUGGUUUAACCAGGCUAGCUACAAUCACAACAAUCUCUAGGAUGAUCCUCGUAAUUCGUUCAUUAAUCCUCUAUUUUCUGCAGCCGGUUCCAUCUGAGGUGUCGUCAGAUAAAGAGUUGGUUACCCAGGAACCCCAUGAAGCUGGACAAAGAGGCGUUGCCUGACCUGGAGGAGACGGACUGCUAUACAGCCCCCUUCAGCAGGGCACGCAUGCACCAGUAG